AUGAAAGAAAUGGACAAGUUGCUGCUGACAUUAGGGGACAUACCACAUCAUGCACCAGUGCUGCUGUCUUGGGCUUUGUUGCGCCAUACGCUGAACCUGGAUGAAUCAACUCCUGUAAUCAGGCACUUGGGAAGCACUGCUAUUCAGCAGAAUGUGUUCCAGUUUAUGACACAGAUGCUUAAGGCACUUGGCAGUGGGGGAAACAAUUGUACUGCCAGUACUGCACGGAUGUGUUUCUAUGGACUGCUGUCAUUUGUCUUGACAUCGUUUGAAGAAGAAACUUUGGGAGAUCAGCAGCACUUGAUUGAUGUUGCCUGUGAGGUAUUCACAGCCCCUAAUCUGGCAGAACUUUUUUGGGAUACUGAGCCCACAGCAGGUAUUGCUAUUUUGUUGGACAAUAAUUGUGGAAUGUUCCCGCAGUCAAUGGCACCACUGUUACAACUACUAUCUGCACUGAUAUCCGAUAAAUCCACUGCUAAAAAGGUUUACAGUUUUUUGGAUAAAAUGACAUGUUACACAGAGCCAUAUAAGCAUAAACCACACGAUGUACUUUCCCAUGAGGAUGGGACCCGGUGGAGGAGGCAAAUGCCAAAGCUGCUUUAUCCUCUUGGUUCUGGUCAGGCUAAUAUACGCAUGUCGCAGGGUACGUAUGGACAUGUAAUUCCUGCAGGGCAGGGUUUUCUGGUACGUUGGGAUUUCUCAUAUAGCUCCUGGACAGUGUUCACUUGUGAGAUUGAGAUGCUGUUACAUGUCGUUUCAACAGCAGAUGUUCUUCUUCACUGCCAGAAGGUCAAACCGAUUAUUGAUUUAGUACACAAAAUAAUCAGCACGGAUUGGUCUAUUACGGAUUAUCUGCUGCCAAUCACUUCUCGUCUGUACAUGUUAAUCCAAAGGCUUAGUUCUGUGCUAAAUCCUCCAACGGAUGUGAUUGCUUCUUGUGUAAAUACCCUAACUGUUCUGGCCACACGGAUGCCAGCCAAGGUAUGGGCAGAUCUACAGCAUACAGGCUUUUUACCAUACUCUGUGACACAAGUCACUGGGAUUGCUCAAUCCCUCAGGGCUGAAGGAAUGCAAGCUGGUAGUUAUGGUAACCUGCUGCUGAGCAUUGAGAGACCUCAGGGCGAGUAUAGUGUCACAAUGGCCUUUCUCCGACUGGUCACAACGCUUGUCAAGGGGCAGCUGGGGAGUACUCAGAGUCGAGGUCUUCUGCCUUGUGUGGUCUUUGUCUUAAAAGAGUUACUGCCAACUUACCAUAAAUGGCGCUACAAUAUCUAUGGCAUACGAGAGGAAAUUGGUUGCCUAAUUUUUGAACUUAUUUAUACCAUCCUGCAUCUGAAUCCAGCAGAGGAAUCACAAGGCAGCUCACUCAGUCUUCAGUCUUUGUGCACGCAUUGUUUGGCAAACACAGAAGCAGGGCAAGCCAUCAUAAAUAUUAUGGCUGUUGGGGUGGACACCAUUGAUGCAGUAAUGGCAGCACAGCCUAACAGCUGUGGAUCUGAAGGAUCAGGCCAGACACUCAUUCAGACUAUCAAGUUAGCAUUUUCUAUAACUAACAAUGUCAUCAAACUGAAACCAUCAUCAGAAGUAGUUUCGCCAUUGGAGCAGGCCCUAACACAACAUGGUACCCAUGGCAAUAACUUAAUAGCAGUUUUGGCAAAGUACAUAUACCACAGGCAUGAUCCUGCAUUGCCGCGCCUUGCUAUCCAGCUCCUGAAGAGACUUGCAAUGGUGGCCCCGAUGUCAGUGUAUGCCUGCCUUGGAAGUGAUGCUGCAGCAAUACGUGAUGCAUUUCUUAAUAGACUGCAGAGCAAGACAGAGGACAUGCGGAUUAAGGUGAUGAUCCUGGAGUUUUUAACAGUUGCUGUGGAGACGCAGCCUGGUUUGAUUGAGCUCUUCCUCAACUUGGAAGUGAAAGAUAAUGCAGUUGGGUCAAAGGAGUUUAUCCUGGGGGAGUGGAGCUGUCUGCAAGUGAUACUGGAAUUCAUCGACUCCAAGCAACAAGGAAAAUAUUGGUGUCCUCCUCUAAUCCAUCGUGCUGCCAUUGCUUUUUUGCAUGCACUGUGGCAGGAUCGUAGGGACAGUGCGAUGACCGUUUUGAGAGCCAAAGAUCAAUUCUGGGAAAAUUUGACGUCUGUGCUUUUUGGAGAACUGCCAGCACCCUGUAACAUUACAGAGAAGAGCGUACUGGACACUUGUGCCUUCACCCUGAAGAUCAUCUGCCUGGAAAUUUACUAUGUUGUCAGGGGUUCUCUGGACCAAUCUUUAAAGCACACACUGAAGAUGUUCUUUGAGAAGAAGCGGUAUGAAUAUUGGUCUGAGUACAUAAAAUCUCUUGUUACGCAUAUGAUGGAGACAGAAACUGAGGGGGUUGCUCCAUUUCUGGAGUUCCAUAUGAUAAUCUCUGCAUGGAGAAUGGUGCUCGUACUGGCUACCAACUACGUGGAGGUGAUGCAUCUAUGUGAUAAUUCACUACGGCUACAGUUAUUACAAGAUGUUCUAGAGGGAACCAAAGUUUUGCUUCUGGUGCCUUCAUCUGCUUCAUGUUUGCGAAUGGGAUCUAUGUUGGCAACACUCCUCCUAAUCUUGUUGAAACAGUGGAAAAGCAUCAUUGUUCAAGUGUCUAAAAUUCUGGACCCACUGGACCAAAUUCUAGAGAGUCUGUCACAGAGUAACCAGUACUUUAUGGAGAAGACAAAGGCAAAAAUAUUUUCAGCUAUCAUAACUACUCUUCAGAUCAAACGGCUACGAGUUUCUGACAUCUCCCAGUAUUCCCAAAUGCUCCUGACUGUGUGUGAGACCAUACAUAACGAGGCGAUUGUUCUGUUUGACCAAACACAUCAUGCACUGACAACAGGAGACGCUGGUCUGUCUGAUGACAAGGAUUGUAUGGAGACAGAUUGUGCACCACGGUUACAGCACAAGGACCAGAAAGAUGGGGUAUGUGUGCUGGCUCUGCAUUUGUCCAAAGAACUUUAUGAAAUGGAUGAAAAUGGCAACCACUUAUUUUUGAUUACCCGGAAGGUUCCAUUCCUUCCUGCCAUGCUUAGUACCCUGGAACUGAGCCUUCGAGUCAAACAAAACCUACAUUUUGCAGAGGCAUCUCUGCACUUGCUUUUAGUAUUAUCCAGAACUCAGCAGGGAGCAGCCAUAGUGGCAGGAGCUGGUGUCCUACCAAGCAUUUGUCUGCCGCUCCUAAGCGUUUACCAGCUUAGUACCAAUGGAACUGCCCAGACUUUGGGAUCCUCACGCAAGUCUCUGGAUGCCCCCUCCUGGCCAGGUGUUUAUCGGCUCGCCAUGUCACUCAUGGAAAGACUUUUAAAAUCACUCCGCUACAACUUCCUUUCAGAAGCUUUAGACUUUGUUGGGGUUCAUCAGGAGCGGAUAUUGCAGUGCUUGGAUGCAGUCCGGAAGGUGCAGAGCCUGGCUUGCCUUGAUGAAGUUGAUCACACAGUUGGGUUUAUUCUUCAACUCUCCAACUUCAUCAAAGAGUGGCGUUUUCACCUGCCACAGCUCCUUCGAGAUGUACAGGUGAACCUAUGUUACUUAUGUCAGACAUGUACUUUUCUGCUUCACAGCCCCAAGGUGCUUCAACACUAUUUGCAGGUGAAGAAUGGUGAUUCUAUUCCGUCUGCAAUUCUCCCUCGACAACCAAAAUCCGUUCAGACUCCAAUGAAACAACAAAACACAGAAAAAGAGGAAAUGGAGCAGCGUGCAUUGCUGAAAGUCCAGUCUAGUUUGCUUAGGAUUCUGAGUAAGACAUUAGCAGCUGUUCGACAUUUUACCCCUGAUCUCUCCCAGAUACUGCUAGACCAGUCCCUGGAUCUGGCUGAAUAUGAUAUGCUCUUUGUCCUGAGCUUUACUACUCCGGCAUUUGAUUCUGAUGUUGCUCCAUCAUUUGGUACUCUACUAGCAACUGUGAAUGUUGUCUUGAACAUGCAGGGAGAGAUUGAUAAGAAGAAGGAGCCCAUAUCUUUGAACGUGGGGCCACUGACUUCAACUGAAGAGGCAAAGUCAUUAAAGUCCCUUCUGAUGUUCACGAUGGAAAACUGUUUCUAUGUGCUGAUUUCACAAGCGGUCCGUUAUUUGAAGGAUCCAUCUGUUCACUCACGUGAUAAGCAGAGGAUGAAACAGGAACUAAGUUCAGAACUGAGUACAGUUUUGUCUAGCAUUUCUCGCUAUUCCCGUCGUGGCACACCAUGUUCCCCUGCUGCGGCCUUACUGAUGUCUCCUCCAAGCAAAUCCAGCUGCUCCAUAUCCAAGUUGAGUCCUGAGAAUCAGGAACCAUUAAUCCAGCUUGUCCAGGCCUUUGUGCGACAGAUCCAGAGAUAGAAUAGGAUCAACCAUUCUGUUAAACUUCAAUGCUUUCUAGCUCUGGACUAUGUACAACUUCAUUUGCAGCAGUUUUUACUGACCAAAGCUCAUGUGAACAUGUCAGAAUAGGACUCUGGCUAUUUUAAUUGAAACUGUUAUUGAAAAUGCUUAUUUUUGGUAAACAAUUUUCAGCUGAUCCACUUGUUUGUCUCAAAGUUAAAUAGAAUUACAUUACAAAAUAUAAUCAUGACAGCCCAUUUGAAUAAAUGGUAGCUGUAUAUAAACAAUUGAAGAAUUGUACAGUCGCAUCUGCUAUUAGUUUUGUGACAGUAAAGAUGUACCUCAAGCCAUUUGAGACUUUCUACUGUAGAAUUGUAAUGUUAAUGAAUAGGAGGGGUUCAAGGAAAAAAAGUCAUUCUGAAGGGAUGUCGUGCUGUGUUAGUUGCAUCUUUAUAAGGCAUCUUUAAUUCCAGUUUUAUAAUAAAUGUGAAACCUAUUCACCAGUGAAAGCUGCCAUGGAAACAACACUCCCUGGUUGGGUUCGUGUGUUGCAAGCAUCUCUGUUGAGACUUAUCAAGAAACAGCAUUUCAGAUUGGUUAGGAAUGCUAUGACAGUUUAUAAUCUUUUUACAGCUACUCAUUACUUUAUAUCUGACACAGUUCAUCCUUUGGGCAUUUCCUGCAAAACUUACCAAUGAAUUUUAGAUGUGUAGUUGCAGCUACUUUUGUUGUGGGUGUAAGUACUAUUCAUUACUGUUCAUUUUUAGAUUGAUUAGAGGUGCUGCUGCAUCAAAAAAACAAGUACUGGCAGUUGUUUGACCAAAGUACGUUUUUUUAGUUAAGUAAUUUCCAAGGUUCAAAUAAACAAAAUACUAUAACUCUUGCAGAAGAGGUUAAAAGGCUAAUGAGUGGGUUUUUAGACAAUCCUAUGUGAAUUAGCAGAAACAUUUUAUUUAAUAUUUGAUUUUUACUGGAUGCACUCAUUUUUACUUGAGAUUUUGCAAUAACUAGAGGCAACCUUGUGUGACUGUUCUGUCAGAAAUCGUGGGGGUGGGGGAACCUAAUUUGCUCUGGCUGUAAAGUGUCCAUGACUUGCAGACCACAACUUUAUACCUGUGACUACUUCUUCAGUGAAGAAAACCAACUUUUUUUCUAGAGGCCUUCUCCUCCAGUAGUAGCUAAGAAUUUUAAAAAGCUUAACAGACCACCUGAUGCAGACAAUGUUACAACUCAAAUGUUCAGCUUGGGUCCAAGUUACACCCAACAGCCUGAACAACCCAUUGACUUUGGUAUCAAGUGUGGCAGGGAAUUUUGUGAGACUGUGAGACAGUGAGAUAUAGUGAUAAAAGAAAGUUUUAAAAUAAAUCAAUGAUUAUGGCCACUAAUUUAUUGUUAAACAAAAAAAGUACAACAGAAUCAUAGAAUAGGAUUCUUGAAAACACUGGUUUAAAAAAAUGUAAUAAAGACACUAAAUCAGGAAAUUUAAUGAGAAACAACCAUUCCUCAAAACAUCAAUGAAAUUCUGAAUCCUGUUGGAAAAAGUUUAGACAUUUCAGUCACUGUAACUGUCCCAAUGAUUGUUGUAAUAAACACAAGCAACUUAAUUGAAAGACUCAUCUUGCAGUCACUUUGUGAAACUGCCAUUCAUUUUGUAACUUAUUGUUGGGACACUCUACCAUUAUACAAUGUUGAUUUACCUUUUUGUGAUGGUUUUAAAGUUUAUAAAAGCUUUUAAAAAGCUGAAGAAUAAACUUAAUCUUGUGAUGGUUCCUGAUUUUCUGGUCUGAUCAAAAUCACAUUGCUAGACCCAUGCAUUCAACUGCACUAAAUUUAAAAAGCAGCUCCACUACAAGGUGUUUAUUGCCAUUUUAGCUUUAAUUAUGGGCUUGCUUCACCUAUGUGGAAAUAAAAUUUACUGCCUCAGUUUACUUCAUGUGCCACCACUUGCAUCUACUUUUUUUACUUGCCUUAAAAGCUCUUUAUAUGUGAGCACAUACUGUUCACUGUUAAUAUCCCACCUGAUUAAUGAAUGUUCUUUUGGGUUCCACCUGGUGUUGAACAUUGUGGCACUAAAGAGUUAUAUUAACUGCCACAUGGUGGGAUUUCAACAGAACUACUCAGAAGAUUGCAACAGUUUGUUUCUUCAUAGCAUUUUUUUUAAACUUACUGCAACACCAAAGCUUGGCAAAAUUAGUUGCAUUUCAAAAUGAAAUUUAAAUGAUUUCCUUAACUUCAUCUGCACUCAACAUACUGCCUUCACCAGUUGAAAAUGGCUGAGUAAGGUAAGAUUUGCUUAUGCCAGAUGUGUGUAUUGAUAAUAUAUUACAGUAAGAGACUCACCGCUCUCUUUGCCGAAGCUCGAGGGUAUCAUUUGCAAUCAGGAUGAUGAGGGUUCACUAUUUUAAUAACAGGGCUGUGUGCAACCCGAACAGAGUUGCCAUUUCUUAUGGCGACUGAAGGAUAACCUAAGAAAUUGUAUAUUUUUCUCAAUUAUUUAUGUGUAACAUUUGAUUUAAAAAAAACUUUAGGGAUUUAAUAUUAUGUAUAUUUUUUUAAAGCCAACCAAAAUUAACAUUGCUUUUUGAAGAACAUUCCUGACAAAUGUGCAUAUGUUUUAGUUUUGCUGUACUUAUUACUGCAUUGAAAUUUUCAAUGUUGUACUUAAAAAUUAAGGCUAGAGUAACUUUCCAGACUCAAUUGUGGUUGUUCUUGUUCCAACUUCACAACAGAAAAUAAAUGUGGGAUUUUUUCCAAAACAAACUUUAUGCAAAGUAAAUGACUUUUAUACAGAAAUAGUAAUUUAGAAGAACAGUGGAAAAGUGCUAUAUAAUUUGAGUCGAUUUAUGUCAAAGCAGUAAAGUUGGUCUGAACUGAGCUUUUUCUCAGACAUACAGUACAUUAGUUUUGGACAACAGCAUUCAGCUAUCCAGUUUAAGUAGUAUUCGUAAUUCAUCUUUUGAGAAAAAUCACUGACCCUGUUGUACUCAAGUACUUACGGGUCAGUGAGUCAAGGGGAAUCCAUUUAAGAAUGUUGCCAGGAUUGAAGGGUUUGAGUUACAGGGAGAGACUGAAUAGGAUAGGGCUUUUUUUUUCCCCCCUGGAGCAUUGGGGGCUAGAGGGGUGACCUCAUGUUUAUAAAAUCAUGAGGGGUGUAGAUAGGGCGAAUAGUCAAGGUUUUUCUCCCCAUGGUAGGGGAGUCCAAAACUAGAGUGUAUAGGUUGAACAGGAGAGAAGAAAGAUUUAAGAGGGACCUGAGGAGUGACUUUUUCAUGGAGGUUGGUGCUUGUAUGGAACAUGCUGGAGACCGGUACAUUUACAAUAUAUAAAAGGCAUCUGGAUGGGUAUAUAGAUAGAAAGGAUUGAGGGACAUGGGCCAAAUGCAACUAAUUCAUUUUAUGACCUCUGGUAGGUGUGGAUGAGUUGAACCAAAAGGUCUGCUUUCAUGCUGCUUGACUAUGUGUUUAGGUUUUGUGACCUUAUUAAAUAUGUGCAUUGUGUUUGAAGUUUUGCUGCUUACUGAUAUUUUAAAGACUUAAUAUUCCUUCAAGAAUGAAAUACUUAAAUAAUUCUUAACACUACUUCAUUUUUUGCAAUAACAUAUUUUGGAGAGGUUCACAUCUACUUUCAGAUCACAGUCCAAUGACUUGUUUGGCUUCUUUCAGACCGCUUAUAGGGAACACACCACUACUCAGUUCAGAUGCAAGUUUAUCAUUUCUAGAAGUGACAUAGAUUGAUGACCUGUUUCCAUACUGUAGACAACUGGUCUCUGCAUUUAUGCAUCACAUCAGCAUAUUUGAAGGGAUAUAUCAGUGCUCAAAUGGUCUUUAACCUUGAUUGCUCCUUUGGUUUAGUUAAAUUUCUUGAAUGACUAUUUCCGGGCUUCUUAAUGUUCUCAUAGGAAGUUACAGCUUGUUCAUUGUUGCACUAUUAAUAUCUGAUUCUUCUUAGUAAUUUGUCAAGCCUGAGCUGGUCAGUGAAAUGACUGCUUUUCAGCUAUGCCUUAGAGAAUGAGGCUACAGGGCCUGGAACUCAGUUGACCGGAGCAGACUGACAUGAAGGAUUGAUAAUGGUAUAGAUGGAUCAAUUUUGUAGAUUUAGGUAAUUUGCUGAAUGAUGUGCUGUUCUAUAUUUUCUCCCUACCUUUUCCAGUGCCUUUAUUGAAAUCUUUGGUGUCAAAACAUUUAAUGAAAAGGGUUUACAUUAAGGAACUGUGCUGGAGGACCAGCAGAACUAAUUCUAAUUUUUAUAUGUCUCUCUUCCCUACAAUGACUUCAGUUCCUUUGAAGCAGCAGAUUAUCACCCACCAUAUUCAUCUGAUAGGUUGUACUAACUUCAGAUGUAAGUAAUUUAGUAUUCCUAUCAUGCCACUGAUAAUUUAAAAUUCUUUUGUUCCAUUCCCUGUCCUUGUUUUAGUUUUAUAACUUUGCUUUCCUGAUUAACAACACAUGAUCAAUGUAUCUUUUAGUUUGUUUUAACCAUCCCAUUUGUGGUUUGGGGGUCUUCACUGAAUCUUUAAUAUAAUAUAUGCAUCUUCAGAAAAUUCAAAACCAAUGAUUCUAGAACAUUAGAUGCAAUAACCAAGUAGAAAUCCUAUUUGCACUAAAUCAAGAACAAUUCUAUACUUAAUAAGAAAGUUUCACUGAGUUCCUAAAAUAUUACAAAGCAAACUUGAGCAAGAUAGUCAAUACUAAACUAGUUCUUUAAUGUAAGUGAUGUGUGCUAUGAAGAAAGUGUCAGUCAAGUUUAAUAGUUAGAAUAUAGCAAAAUGUUUCACGAUUAUUUACCUGUUUAAAUGGCUUUUGAAAAGAGCAAGCUCAAAAUCAGUCCGAUUGCAAUUUAGAAUUCUUACAAAUUUGGCCACUGCAAAGAAUGGCUCUUUUAUACGAUUGGAUAAAUCCUGAAUCAGAACAAGGAUCUAAAUAUUUAGCUAUCCUUCAUAUUCAGUAAAGUGAUCCAAAUAUUGUGCAAUUUUUAAAACGGCUUGAGAGAACUCAACUAACAUGCGAGCCUGUUGGGAAACUGUAGUUAUGGUCUAGCUGAAAAUCUGAACCAAAUGCUUACGUAGCUCAACCCUGUGAAAAUUAGCUGCAGAGGCAGAGUUCUGCCUCUGCACUCUGAAAUGAAGAGGCACCAGGUUCCCACAGACUUUGAUUGUUUCUUUUAAUCUGCAGUCUGCUGCAUGCACUGUAAACAUGAACUUAGCCUUUAUUUAUAUUAAAAAGUUACACAUUUGAAAUGGUUGCAGGAACAUAACUAUUAGAAUAUACAAUUAAGUACUGAAGCAAAGAGGAGGCCAGCAUCGGCAGUGUUAGGGUGUGGCUCUGAGAGAAUCCCUGCAAAGUUAGGGCACUUUCACAACUUAAGCAUUCAGGGUAAAACCACAAAUUUUAACUUCAAGAAAUUAGUAUGAUACCAUUUCAGUAAUAAGACAACACAAUUUCAGUUUAAACACUGCCUGAAGACCAAAAAAGUCUCAUUUGAAUUUGCAUUAAUCUACUUAGUUUAAUUUAAAUGGGACCCACACUUGCAUUGAGACAACCAAUUUAAAAAUGAAAAUAACAUGUACUUAAUAACCAAAAAAUGUAGACAAAUGCCAUAUGAUUUUUAAGCAUAAUUACAAAAGUGACCUAUUCCUGUGUCAAAUUGUAGCUGGUGCAAGUUCCACACCACAAAAACAUUAUGUAAGGUGCUUCGGUAAGGUCUCUCAAUGGCCCGGUGUGUGGCAAUGCCCUGUACUCCCUUUUAUUCAAAACUGAAGAAAAAAAUCAAAAAUGGUUCUUUGAGGUUACUUUUUUUUUUAAUGUCUAUAUACAUAUAAAAUGACGUAUAUACACUGAUGUAUUUACUGAAGUUACUAUUUUGGCAACACAAAAUGAGCAAAAGUACUAUUCAAACUGGUUCCAAUAUCUAACUGAGAAGGCAGUUAAAUGGAUAUUUUUGUACAGUUGAGAAUGCAGAGUCACCACAUAGUUAACUUCAGAUUUAACACAACUUAUGUUCUAAGUGCAUUGUGCUUACUAUUUAGCAAGAUGGUAUCAAUUCCAUCUCGUUUGUAUAAUGCACUUCAGCUGUGAGAUUUCAACCUUUCGAUAGAAGUGAUCAAUAGCUUAACCACCUCCAAAUCCAGCAAUCAACUGGUUAUUAUUUAACUGUGGUUCCAAUUUGAAUUUAAGGAACCAGGAGCUCACCAAGCUUCUUGUCAAAGAGACAUUACAUUCAACUGAAGUUCAUAAUGUUGGAUCUUUUGUUUCUUUGUAAGUUAACACCAUUAUGCUCUCAAAAAGAACUCUUACAUUCAGAUGACUAAGAGCUUUUUUUAAAGGCUCUUAUUGUAAAUUGAAAGUUAUGUUUAAGGGCUGAUCAAUUAAGAGUGUUGUUAAUUCUACACUGCAAUUAAUAAAAUACCUGAUCAUAAGCACAAUUCACUCAAGAUAGGCCAAUCUGGAUUAUAGUGAGCUGCUGCUGCUCAAAAGGUGGAAGCCAAGACAGGUAAAAACAAAAAUAUAUUAUUUUAGCCACAAUGCUAAAUUUUAAAAAUUCAAAAACCUGUGUCUAUGCAAUGCAAGAACUCAAACAAUCAAAAAUGUCUGCAGUUUCUUUAACUCAGCAAACUAUAAUAUAAUUUGAAUAAUUUUCCAUAGGAAAUACCUUCAUCUGACUAGACAGAAGAAAUUUUUAAAAAAAUGCAAGUGGAGUUUGUUGCUUGGUUAUUCUGAGAGAAGCAGAAUUUAAACACCUACCUCAGCUAUCAUUUGAACUCUGCUCAACAGGAGGCCAUCACUUCCUUCAAGGCUACAUAACGAAGCAUUGUAUAUUAUCUCUUUGAAAAGAAGAAAUUGGGAAAUCUGGACUUCAAAUAUUAAUCUGUUCUAUUCAUAGGACAGUGAAAAUAGCUCCAAAACAGUACCAAAAAUCCUAGGUACACAGCUCAAAAGUCAUGAAUCGGAAUUAAAUACAUUCCUGACCGAGUCAGAUUUGCGUCAAUGCACCAUUUUAUACAAGGAACACUAGGGCACCAGCAUAUCCAAAGAUAUUAGAGUGGGAGACAGUAGCUUGUCCCUUUAAGUUGGAAGUUUGGAUUUCCAAAAACAUUAGAGGUGCAAUUAUGAACCAUUGCAUUAUUUUUAUGGGCACAUGAUCAAAAUUAUUUCACCUUUCAAGCAGUAAAUACCAUAAAAUGAUUUUACUGAUUAGUGAUAAUUUCACAAAUGUGCAAACUCUAGCUUAAAAUAGUGCAUUGGUACAGGUGGGAAUUCAAAACAGCAGGAUUCCACGAUUUAAUCAUUUAUAAGAAUCAUUAACAUGGAGUAUUGACAAUAUAAGGCAAAGUACCUACUUGUCCUAUGCAUUUUUGUGUAGGGGAAGCCGGGAUUAAUCUUAGAGCAAAAGUUAAGGCCAUUUCUGAGUGCAUCACUGGAUGAACAGAUACGUUGGCAGACAGUGGACCAAUAGUUAAGUAAUCAGUCUUAAAAUUAUAAAAUUCCAAUGACUGAGGUGGAAAACCUGCGUCAUCAUACUGGUGUAUCAAAGUGAUAGAUCAUUAAACUAAAUUAAAUCAGUUUUGUCCUCCAUUACCAGGAGACAGAUUGGAGGCCUGCGACCAACAAUGUUCCACAGGGAUCAGGUCUGGGUCCACUUUUGUUUAUAGAAGUGACAAUUUGGAUAAGAAUAGAGGAAGCAGUGUUAGUAAGUUUGCGGAUGACACCAAAAUUAGUGCUAUAGUGGACAGCAAAGGUGGUUAUCUAAGAUAACAAAGAGAUCUUGGUCAAUGGGCUGAGGAGUGGCAGAUGGAGUUCAAUUUGGAUAACUGAGGUAUUGCAUUUUGGUAAACCAAACAAGGGUAGGACUUGUCCAGUUAAUGAUAGGGCCCUGGGUAGUGUUGCAGAACAGUGACCGAGGAGCUCAGGUACAUAACUCUUUGAAAUUUACGUGACAGGUACACAAGGCGGUUAAGAAGGCAUUUAGCAUGCUUGCCUUCAUUGCUCAGACCUCUGAAUUGAGGAGGUGAGACAUCAACAUCCUGUACAACCUCAAUAUGGUGAGCCUCUUCUAGAGUACUGCUGAAAGGAAGGAUAUUAUUAAAUUGGAGAGAGGUCAGAAGUUUUACCAGCAUGUUUCUGGGAGUGGAGGGUUUGUGUUAUAAAAAUAGGCUAGGGCUAUUUUCACUGGAGCGCAAGAGGUUGAGGGGUGACUUUAUAGUGGUUUAUAAGAUCAGGAGGGGCACAGAUAAGGUGAAUGGCAGGAGUCUUUUUCCUAGAAUGGGGGAGUUCAAAACCAGGCAUAUUUUAAAGUGAGAGGGGAAGGUUUUUUUUUUAAAACACAAAGUGGUUGGUGUGUGGAAUGAACUGUCAGGAAGUGGUGGAUGUGGAUACAGUUAAUGUUUAAAAAAUAUUUGCACACAAAUAGGAAAUGUUUGGAGGGAUAUAGGCCAAAUGCAGACAAGUGGGAUUAGUUUAAUAUGGGAUUUUGGUCAAUGUGGACUAGUUGGACCAAAGGGUCUGUUUCCAUGCUUUAUGACUCUGACUGUGUUAGAUGCGUUCAUGACCAGGUGUUGAAUAUCAUGAAUGAACUACAAUUGUUGGCAGAUAAAAAGUGUUCAGGCCAUGACACGUAAACUGAUAUGAGCAAGACCAAUAUUAUGAAAAUUUCUAGCAAUGCAGGUGAAAGUGAGUAGCAGAAUUUUUUUAAAAAAUUAAUUCAUGGAAUGAAAGCAUCACUGGCAUGACCAGCAUUUGUCACGCCCUCAAGUUAGGUCAAGAAAUACAACCUAAAUACAGAGAAUGCAAAAUGAUAGAUGCUAGACAUGGGAAGCUGCUAAGAUUCAAGGGAAAAACUGACACCUAACAGAAGGUAUUAUUGAAACUACUGAGAAAAGAUCUGAGGAAAAAGAAAGUAAUAUGAUUAGGAGGAAGCAACUGAAGGAUGCAUCUAGACUGGGAGAUUAAAAGAACAAAAGCGCAAUAAAAGUGUUUUAGAGAAGCAAGAAUAGCAUCUUAACUUUUCUGAAAAAGACCACUAAGGAUAUUGAGACACAAAAUGGGUGAUGGUUAAACGUAUGGUGUAAAUUGACAGACAUCAAUGCCCUAACUUCACAUUUUAAUUUGAAGUACAGUUUCUAACUCAUGUCAAACAUUUGGAGAUUGGUUGCAAAUCUGGUUACUACAGCUACUAAUUUUCAUGGCUGCAGAUAGACCAACUUACAACUUCUCUUUCUCUGACAAACACAAUUGAGAAUUAGAAUUUCAAUAGAAAGCCCCAGAAACCCAAAUCUUCUGUUUCUGCUGGUCUGGGAUUAAAACUUUUUUCAAGUUAAGGGCACUUAGCAGACCUAAAAGUAAGCUGAAUACUAGAAAUUGUUUCAUAACUUUAUGCUAUCCACUUAAUAUACAGACCAGGAAACAAAAACAAUAAACAACGUGAUUUAAGUCAGCGAGCCAGAUUGAGUUUCUACAACUGUAGCCAAUUGUUUGAAUUAAGAUUUGAAAUACCCACAUACUAGUUUCAUCAGUGAUAUUCUAAGUAUAAAGAAACAUGCAAUCUAAUUGGAAAUCAUACCCAAAAUUUAAUUUUGAUACCCAGACGAUAUCAGUUACAAUAC
Molecule: messenger RNA, 13909 nt
Organism: Rhincodon typus (whale shark)
Lineage: Eukaryota; Metazoa; Chordata; Chondrichthyes; Orectolobiformes; Rhincodontidae
Gene: nup188
Product: nucleoporin 188
Exons: 36
Coding region: 1-4329 (1442 amino acids)
Biological process (GO): protein import into nucleus; RNA export from nucleus
Cellular component (GO): nuclear pore inner ring
Molecular function (GO): structural constituent of nuclear pore
Source: RefSeq, a predicted model, not a curated record